Molecule: messenger RNA, 1077 nt
Organism: Sitophilus oryzae (rice weevil)
Lineage: Eukaryota; Metazoa; Arthropoda; Insecta; Coleoptera; Curculionidae
Product: synaptonemal complex protein 1-like
Exons: 5
Coding region: 1-1029 (342 amino acids)
Source: RefSeq, a predicted model, not a curated record
AUGGUAGUUCGUGUAAUUUUUUUAGAUUUAAAACGCAAGAACUCUGAAUAUUGGACUAAACUCACGGAAGCACUGAGGGUAGUCGAUACAGCAUUAAACGAAAAAGAUGCAGCUUUACAAAGAGAGCAAGAAAUACGAGAAGAAAUUAAAAAUUUGAUUAAAAAAAAUAACGAAACUCUUGAAGAAUAUGAAGCUAGGAAAGAGAAAGAAAUAUUACUGGUGACGAAUGAAUAUGAAAAAAAGCACAGAAUACUGCUGGAGGACCUUAAUAGAAUCCAGAAUGAAGCGAAAAGUAAGGAAUUGGAAAUUGAAGAGUAUAAGAGAAAGUGUAUCUUAUUAGAACAGGACAUCAAAAGGAUAGAGAAUGGCGAUAAAAAUGUUAGCAGGAUAUUGGAACUUGAAAGGAAAAUGGAGUCUACCUUUCAGUCUUUGGUAAAUUCCGAAAAACAAAAUAUUCAAUUAGCGGCUGAAAAACUAACAAUAAAGAACGAUAUAGAACAUAUGGCCGACCUGUACGAGACAAACAUAAAAGCCAAAAACACCGAAAUUGAAUCGUAUAAAAUAAAAAUAAGUCGAUUGCAAGUUGAACUGGAAGAUAAACGAGAAGAAGUGACGAAAGUAGCCGAAAAAAUGAGCGUAUUAAAUCAACAACUGAAUAACAUCGAAACUCAGUUAGGUAGUCAGAGGAAAAACUCUGAAAUAUUAAAUGAAACUUAUACUAAGAAAAUAGAAGAUUUGUCACAAGCAUACCAGUUAAAAAUUAACGAUCUGCAAGCUCAAAUGGAAAAUAAAAACGAAAUGAGAGAUAAAUGGAAAAGAGAAACCAAUAUCAUCGUUUCCAAUUUGGAAAAAUUAGUCGGUAAUUUAAAAGAUCAGAUACAAACUUUGAAAAAGGAAAACAAGAGCAUUAAAGAGAAAUGCACGAAAUUAACAAAUAAAAUUAAUAAUUAUAAAAAGUUUAUUGAAUUAAUAUCUAACGAUGUUAGUAAGCUCAAUACAGCGGUAUUGGAAAAAUAUGAUUUAAGUUGAAAUACAGAAAAUAAAUUGAAUUUAGUUGUGACUUAUUUUUUGUUAUAA